Molecule: messenger RNA, 4450 nt
Organism: Durusdinium trenchii
Lineage: Eukaryota; Dinophyceae; Suessiales; Symbiodiniaceae
Source: the annotation of a GenBank genome assembly
UUGCAUGUCAUUGCUUUAAUUAUUGAAGGGCACAUUUGUCCCUUGGUUGGGUGAUAUGGGAGGCAAGGCAUUUGUGAGGUUGGCGGCUGUCACACAGAGAUGCCUGCGCAGAGGCAAGAACUCAACUCUGCCCCUGCAAUACUAGAGACUAGAACCUUUUAAAACCAGAAGGCGCCCAAAUCACACAACACAUUAAGCUUGCUGAUGCCAGAGAUGCAGAGUCAUUACCCGUGCGGUGCCAGCCACAUUUUAAGCUCAAACAAAACAGAAAGCAGCCCCUUUAUAUUUGUGGAAAUGGCAGACAAUUCUUCACACAAGCUGAAGCUCGCAGGAGGCGUGGCCUUGGGUGCGACCGCUUUAUUUUUGGUUUCCAAAGCACUAAAGAAGUCUGUGAAAGACUCGGUGCGAAGGGAAGCUUCCUCUUCUUUUGAGUAUCACCUUGCAGUCCAUUGCGCAGAGGUGUCAGAGGGCUGGCAUUUGGUGAAGCUCCACAAGGCCGCGGACAUCAAAGAGCAAGGCGAAGUGACAGCUGCUACACUAGGCAUUGAUUUGACAGGCUUUCACCUCUAUCCGGUCGAGAGAAGGACUUUGGAUGGGCCUUGCAUCAAGCUUGGGGCAAGCCUUGCUGAUGCCUCUGGCUUGGAAAAUCAUCUCCUGGCUUUGACGCCUGAUCGUUUGCAGGUAGUUGAGCUGGUGUGCGCAAGGGAGAUGCCGCGACCUGCAGACGUGCCAAGGGGCCCUGCAGCCUUCCCAAUUUGUGGUAUCCAACUGCCGUUCAUCGGAACAACGUAUAAGCUCUUCCAAGGACCUUACAAACUGCCAACCUACAACCUUGCUCACAACGUCUUCCCGCCAAGCGAGUACCCUUACGGCGCGACCGUGCGAUCGCACAGCGGCCAAAGACAAGAGAUCGCUGACUUCCCAACUGGAACCAUCUUCAACGACAGUGCUCACUAUACAGUCACGAUGACUGCAGAUGCCAACAUCGUGAAAGAGUUGAUUGAUCGAACGGCAGAUUUUCCAAAGUUGUGGAACAGAGGAUUCCAGAUCCCAUUGCAGGGCUUCACAGCGAACGGGUUAUUUACGAGCAGUGAGACUUCAGAUGAUUGGAAGACGGCGCACACUUUGCUUCCAAGAGGCUUUAAUCAGAUCAAGAUCAAGAGCUUUGCGCCACAGAUUUUUGCCAAGACUCGGGCCUUUGUCCGUGAGUGGUCCAACUUCAAAGCUGGUCACAAGGUGGAACAUGUGAAUGAUUGGCUCACAGCCAUGACUGCAGAUGCUGUGGUCUCUUGUAGUAUGGGCAUGGACAUGCGAAAUGUGGAACGUCUUGGAGCAAAACAGGAGCCCCACAAGUUUGUGGAGACGUUCCGCUCCGGCCUGGGACUCUCUGUUGGAGCCAUCUCUGAGAAGUCGGAGUACGGCCUGAAGCGAUUCCUCCCUUUCUUUGAUGCGAAGGGGAAGCUGAAAGCCAAGUUUGACACAGUGAAAAAAGAGAUGGAAAGACAAGUGGAGGAUUUGGUGGAAGCCACAAGACAAGGAGAAAUCGGCAACCAAGACUCGAUCAUCAGAAGCAUGUUAGAAGACCGGACUGCAGAUGGAAAGCAUGUUCGCUACGGAGCUUUGUAUGGGCAUGUGGUGAAUUUGAUGAUUGCAGGACACGAGACUACUGCGGCCACCUUGGGUUUUACCCUUCAGCUUUUGGCUGAGAACCCGGAGUACGAAGCUCGAGCAUUGGAAGAGGUGCGGCAAGUGCUGAACGGCCGCGCAGAGCCCUCAGUGGAUGAUGUGCCAAAGCUCCAGUUCGUGGAGCAAUGCUUCCGUGAAGCCCUGCGACUCUAUAGCCCGGUCACGAGCCUCACUCGCGACGUGGCCUACGACACGCUUUUGGGAGGCCAUCGAGCCUUCCAGGGUGAAAGGAUCGUGGUGGUGACCCGCGCGCUGCACACUAAUCCUGAGUACUGGGGUGGUGAAUUUGGAGAUCCGUUGCGCUUCAAUCCGGACCGCUUCUCUCCUGAGGCGGUACAGAAUCGACAUCCAAACGCCUACCACCCCUGGGGCUUCUCCACCCGUGCCUGCAUCGGAAGUCAGUUUGCUCUCUUUGAAGCAAAGACCUUCUUGGCGUCAAUGUUGAUCCACUUCCGCUUGCAAGGCAUCCCAGGGUACAAGCUCGUGGCCUCCACUGAAGCUGGUGGUGCAGCCCCAUCGCCUGAUAACCUAGCCUUUCAGGUUUUCCCCAGGCCCGGCGGGCCGCUGUGGUCUGACAAGGGUCUCAUGCAGCCACUGCCAGCAUUCUCAGCACCGGAGGUUGUCAAAGCAGCUCAGCCAGCAGAGAAGUCAGAGAUGAAUGGUGCUACGCGCGCGAAGACAGGGCCAGUGAUGAAGGUACUUUAUGGUUCCAACUCUGGUUCCAGUCAAGACUUUGCCAGCCAAGUCGAAGCUGCGGCAGGUCGAAGCGGCUUCCAGUCUUCGCUUCACUCGAUGAAUCAGGGUGUCUCCGAAGAGCUUUUGGUGCCAGAUGGACGCUUGGUCAUCAUUGUCACCUCUACGUACAACGGCAUGCCGCCUGACAAUGCGGGUAAGUUCAAGAAGUGGCUUCAGACUCAGAAACCCGACUCCUUGCAAGGGCUGAAAUAUGCAGUCUUUGGAGUGGGAAACUCCCAAUGGCAUACAUACCAGCAGUUCCCACGUGAGGUCGACGCUGCCUUGAACAGUCUCGGCGGCACCCGUCUUUGUGAUUUGGGCGCGUGCGAUGUAGAUGGAGCAUCCUUUACCUCUGAUUUUGAGGAUUGGUUGUCCAAUUUGUUGCAAACCAUCGGCGCUGCAGAGAGCACAGACCACGACGAGGGCCUUACUGGAAUUGACGAGUUUGUGGUGGCAACGCAUGCGGAUGGUGUGAAGAUAAUGAAGGAACCAGGCAUUGUUCUUGCAGCCAUCAAAGAGGGUAAGGAGGCUGCAGCCAAGGCACUUGGCUUGACUGAGCCUGUUGAUACCCAUCUGAAAGCCUUAGAGAUUGUUGAGUCGCCCAGAGAGCUUUGCCAAAAGCCUCAAGACCGAAGUGUGCGCCACGUGACCCUGCGACUCCCCACAGGCUCAAAGUAUCGCGCUGGUGAUCAUCUAGAGAUGCUGCCACCCAAUGACCCAGCCUUGAUCUCGAUGACCAUGGAGGCAUUGAACUUCGACAAGGACGCUGUGGUUUGCUGGGACCCAGCAAAGCGCCAGAAGAAGUUCCGCAACUUGGUGCUGGAAGAGACAGUCUGGGCCAAGAUGCCAGCAAUGUACAUCACAGUCUCCGUGGUGAUGCAGUGGUUCCCAGAUUUGGCCAGCACACCAGAUCGAAAGAUCUGUGGGUUGCUCGCCGAAAGAGUCACUUCAGCGGAGGCCAAAGAGGAGCUCCAGUCUUUGGCCAAGGACGCAGAGAAGUACAAGGCCAAGGUCUCUUCUUUGAACUUGUCAUUGGCCGAGCUGUUGUACAAGUUCAAGGGCCAGUUUAACUGCAGCCUGGGCGAGUUUGUAGCCAUCGCCAAGUCCCUUGCCAUUCGUCGCUACAGCGUGUCUUCCUCCCCAUCAGCUCCUGGCGCCGAUCCAAACGUGGUCACGAUCACUGUUGGACAAGUGAAGUUCACCACUGGCACUGGAAGGGUCCACCACGGCUUGGCCUCCACCUGCCUUGGUCAGCUACCGGUCGGAGGUUGCAUCCCAGGAAAUGUGCGCACUUUGCAGUCAGACUUUCACCUGCCGGAGGACAAGUCGGCACCGAUCAUCAUGGUUGGUCCUGGAACCGGAUUGGCGCCAAUGAUGGGUUUCUUGCAGGAACGUGAAGCGUUGUUGAAGAAGAAGGAGAAGCUGGGAGAGGCGAUUCUCUUCUUUGGCUGCCGUGCUCGUGACGCAGACUACCUCUAUGAGAAAGAGCUGGAAGCACACUUGAAAUCUGGAGCCCUUUCCACCCUGCACGUGGCCUUCAGUCGGGAAGCCGGUCAAAAGGUCUACGUGCAAGACAAGAUUUGGGAGCAACGCGCGGAGGUUUGGCGUGUUUUGUCAAACCCCAAAUCGAUGGUCUUCAUUUGUGGAGAUGCUCGUGCCAUGGCACCAGAUGUGAAGCGAAGCUUCCAGCGUGUCAUUGAGAGUUGUGGCGGAAGAAGUACCUCAACGGCUGCAAAUUUGCUGGCUAGCAUGGUUGAGGCAAGCCGCUAUUUGGAAGAUGUUUGGGCGUAGAGAUCUGACAUCUUGGUGAGCAGUGAGCAGCUAAUUGGCCCGCAUGUCCGCACGCAUAGAGCGUGACUGAGGUCUUGUUAGGGUCUGCUUGUGGCUGUACAGAUUGGGCAUGUCCUGAUGCUAGUCUAGUGUUUUGUUACCCUCCAUGCCUUGAUACAGACGCCGCGGUUCGUUGGCAGGCAGACUGGAGUUCCAGGUAAGGCAACAUUUGCUUUGCCAUUUGAUUGAUUGUUGCACG